CCGGCGAUGACAGUAGAACCAAGUCAGUCUAAGGUAAAUGUGAUCGAAAGAAUUCAAACGUAUCUUAAAACACUGUCCUAUUUCCCGUGAUUCCGCGCGUUUCCAAUGGCAGAGUCGAGGGGAGAUUAUAAGGAUUUAAUGUUGACGUUGAGGGAUUAGUGGUCCAGGGGAAACAGUUACAGACCCAGAAUGAAACAGGCAAUGCUUUGGCAAUGAUGUCGGCGCUGUAGUCUGAAGGAGACUGUAAGACGUCCUGCAGGAAAAGCUAUGAGUCAAUUUCGGGCGUUAGCGGGUGUGCUGAGGAGUGGGUGUGUUGGGGGGAGUCAGUGGCUGCGUGCAUGUGGAGGGGCCCCGACCAGACGCUCGGCUGGUCCCUGGAGAGGCUGCUCCUCCGGAGCUGCGCCUGUUGGCUCAGCAUUGGCCAGCAGCUCCAGCUAUGUUGAGGAGAUGUACUUUGCCUGGCUGGAAGAUCAUAAAAACGUCCACGAGUCUUGGGACGCAUUCUUCCGUAACAUCCAGGCCUCCAGUCCGUCUGGUGAGGCGGGCGAGAGACGCCCCUCCACUCUGCUCCAGGGCAGAGUGUUGUCCCACUCACCAGACAUGGCACAGAAAGUGGUGGAGGACCACCUGGCCGUGCACACUCUCAUCAGAGCGUACCAGAUUCGUGGCCACCAUGUUGCCCAGUUAGACCCUUUGGGAAUCCUGGAGGCUGACCUGGACUCCUUCGUUCCCUCCGACCUGAUCACCAGCAUCGAUAAGUUAGGUUUCUACGGUCUUGACGAGUCUGAUUUGGAUAGGAGCUUUCAGCUGCCCUCCACAACCUUCAUUGGAGGAGGAGACACCACUCUUCCUCUUAAAGAAAUCAUACGCAGACUAGAGACAUCCUAUUGUGGUCACAUCGGAGUCGAAUUCAUGUUCAUCAACAACGUGGACCAGUGUCAGUGGAUUCGUCAGAAAUUCGAGACUCCAGGAAUCAUGCAGUUCACUAAUGCUGAGAAGAGGACUUUGCUGGCCCGCCUGAUCAGAUCCACAAGAUUUGAGGACUUUCUGGCAAGAAAGUGGUCAUCAGAGAAACGUUUCGGUCUAGAAGGCUGUGAAGUGCUCAUCCCUGCUCUCAAAACCAUGAUUGACACAUCGAGCGCUGCCGGCAUUGAGUCCAUGAUCAUGGGGAUGCCUCAUCGGGGUCGACUGAAUGUCUUGGCCAAUGUGAUCCGUAAAGAACUUGAUCAGAUUUUCUGUCAGUUUGACCCCAAAUUAGAGGCAGCUGAUGAGGGUUCGGGUGAUGUGAAAUACCACCUGGGAAUGUACCACGAGAGGAUAAACCGUGAGACAGACAAUAACAUCACACUGUCACUCAUGGCGAACCCGUCCCACCUGGAGGCGGUGGAUCCAGUGGUUCAGGGCAAGGCCAAAGCUGAGCAGUUCUACAGAGGAGACAGUCUGGGAAAGAAGGUGAUGUCCAUCUUGAUUCAUGGUGAUGCUGCUUUUGCUGGACAAGGAGUUGUGUAUGAGACUUUCCACCUGAGUGAGCUCCCCUCCUACACCACACAUGGUACAAUCCAUGUGGUGGUCAACAACCAGAUUGGCUUCACCACAGACCCUCGAAUGGCCCGCUCCUCGCCCUACCCCACUGAUGUGGCUCGAGUUGUCAAUGCACCCAUCUUCCAUGUGAACGCUGAUGACCCUGAGGCUGUCAUGUAUGUGUGCCGGGUGGCUGCAGAGUGGAGGAGCACCUUCAACAAGGACGUUGUCAUCGACCUGGUUUGUUACAGGCGGUUUGGCCAUAAUGAGAUGGAUGAGCCCAUGUUCACCCAGCCGCUGAUGUACAAACAGAUCCGUCGGCAGGAGCAUGUGCUGAAAAAGUACUCCGACAGGCUCAUUGCGGAUGGAGUGGUGACGCUGCAGGAAUUUGAGGAAGAAGUUGCCAAAUAUGACAAGAUAUGUGAGGAGGCAUACACCAGCUCCAAGGAUGAAAAGAUUUCACACAUUCGACACUGGCUUGACUCCCCAUGGCCAGAUUUUUUCACAGCACAGGGAGAGCCCAAGAGCAUGAGCUAUGUCCCAACAGGACUGGACGAGGAGGUUCUGCAGCACAUUGGCCAGACAGCCAGCUCAGUGCCUCUGGAAGAUUUUAAGAUCCACCCCGGUGUGUCUCGAAUCCUGCGCGGUCGCGCUGACCUGGUGAAAAACCGGCAGAUGGACUGGGCUCUGGGAGAGUACAUGGCCUUUGGUUCCCUUCUCAGAGAUGGCACCCAUGUACGACUCAGCGGGCAGGAUGUAGAACGAGGCACCUUUAGUCACCGUCAUCAUGUUCUGCAUGACCAAGAGGUGGACAAACGCACCUGUGUUCCCAUGAACCACCUGUGGACCAACCAGGCUCCUUACACUGUUUGCAACAGCUCCUUGUCAGAGUAUGGCGUGCUUGGUUUUGAGCUCGGCUUCGCCAUGGCCAGUCCGAAUGCUCUGAUCCUGUGGGAGGCCCAGUUUGGAGACUUUCACAACACAGCCCAGUGUAUCAUUGACCAGUUCAUCUGCCCGGGGCAGGCCAAGUGGGUCCGCAACAAUGGGAUUGUCCUGCUGCUGCCACAUGGGAUGGAGGGAAUGGGUCCAGAACAUUCAUCAGCUCGACCUGAACGCUUCCUGCAAAUGAGCAAAGAUGAUCCUGAUCACUUCCCUGAGUUCAGUGGAGAUUUUGAAGUCCAGCAGCUAUAUGACUCUAACUGGAUUGUGGUCAACUGCUCCACGCCUGCAAACUAUUGUCAUGUGCUCAGACGGCAGAUUCUGUUGCCAUUCAGAAAACCGCUGAUCAUUUUUACUCCAAAGUCUUUGCUGAGGCACCCUGAUGCAAGGUCCAGUUUUGACGACCUCGCUGAAGGCACUAAAUUCAAGAGGUUGAUUCCAGACGAGGGCCCUGCAAGUCAGAACCCAGCCCAAGUGAAGAGGGUGAUUUUCUGCACCGGCAAAGUCUAUUAUGAACUGGCUAAAGAGAGAAAACGGCAAAAACUGGAGAAAGACAUGGCCAUCAUCAGACUUGAACAGAUUUCUCCAUUCCCCUUUGACCUGGUCAGAGCAGAGACAGAAAAAUACAGCAAUGCUGAGCUGGUCUGGUGUCAGGAAGAACACAAGAACAUGGGUUACUAUGAUUACGUCCGGCCGCGUUUUCUCACAGUGGUGGCCAACAGGAGGCCCAUUUGGUAUGUGGGACGUGACCCUGCGGCUGCUCCUGCGACGGGGAACAAGUCGACCCACCUCAAUGAGCUGAAGAGGUUCAUGGACACAGCUUUCAACCUGAGCGCCUUCCACGGGAAGGAUUCGUAGUUGAGAAUUGGAGCAAGACUGGAGGUGCAGUUUCAUCUCCAAACAUAAUGGUCUAUUUAUUAAGUCUUUCUUCAAAUAAUUUUAGGUUUGUGACAAUCUGGAACAAAGCCUUUUUAAUUAACGUGAUUUUAACUCCUAAUGAGUACAAGAUAAAUCGGCAACACUAACUGACCUGGUUCAAACAGCACAAUAUUCAUGUCUCUUGAGAUGGUCACUAUAUAAUAGCAUAGAGCAGAAUAGAAAUACUUUAUUAAUCCUGUGAGGGAAAUUGUUUGUGUCAGAUUAAGUGACCAUUGAUCAAUUCUGAUCAGUCAUAACUGUUGGUCUUCCACGACCUGCAAUAAUGAUGAUGUGAGCAGUAUUUUGUAGCACAGCUACAGAAAAGGCAAAAAUUUUGAAUGCACUAGUCCUUCCUGGGCCUUGCAAGUAUCUUAAAUGUGGCUUGUCCUCCACUGUGACAAGGGAAACACGCACAAAUUGUUGUGCCUGUCCAUGCCCCUAGUCUAGUGAAAUCUUGCCAUUCUUAUUUAUGCAUCCCAACAUCACCCUUGAUCACCAUACGGUUGUUUUUGGACCGAUAUAAGUAGCAGCUUUACCGGAUCAGCACAAAUUCAAUUAACACUGUUCAAUGCAGGGCCUAUAUCAGGGCUUUAACAGAAUAAAUAUGUAUACACCACAAAAACUUGUGUAAAGAGAAACAGACACAAGUUUUUUAAGCCUCUAAACCGUUUUUCACCUCCCAAACCUUCAAAAUAAAAGAAAAUAUUACACAAACAUUAAAUAUAUGUAAUAUAAUUAUCACCUAGUUGUGUGGUGAAGUAGCAACGAUGCACUUGUGACAAUCACUGUUAUUAAAGUAGCUUUAAUACUGCAGAUACCUCCAUUGCUGCCAUGCCGGAUACUCGUAUAUAUUUGUAGUAGAGUUGUAUUUAUAUAGAUUUUUGUAGAUGAAGAGCAGAAGCUACGAGACGCACACAAAACACUAACUGGUGUAUUUAAACAAUGAAUGUGAAGCACAUAUCACAGGUAUGAAGACUGUUUUGAAAUUUAACACAUCAGUAGGUUUAGUGCCUGUGUUCGCUUUGGCUACCUUAGCUGUUAGUGAAGGAGUGUGUGUUUAUUGUCACACUUCACUUCACCAGGAGACAUGAGCCAGCUGGCACAGAGACUCGCAGCCAUGUUUUCUUCUUAGGACAUAAGGCUCGGCUUCCUCUUCGGUGGCUGAGGGAUGCACACUCAUAAACACGGCAAAAGCUUUGGAUGAUUUGAGAGCAAUAUUGAUGCUUGGGAGUCACAUGAAAAUCCCCAGGUAUUUAACAGAACUGAUAUUAGUUACCAGUGUGCUUAGAAAUGUUCCCUUAAAUGAUCUUUCCUGUUUAGCAACCACACUGUAGCUUACCUUUUCCACUUCUAGCUGGGAGAUUUAACAAUAAGCUAUGCACAAACAUUAUUUUACAUAUCUAAUUGCUUUAAAAAGGUUUAUGUGUGUUGAUUUUUUAAUGAAUUUAAUAUAUCCACAUAUUAGUGUGGUAAUUGAAGCAUUAGCACACACUUACACUGAGAAUAAUAAAAUAUGCAAUAAAAUAUAUAUAAGUUUAAGAACAUGCUUUGGUCAUGAUUUUUGGCUGUAGAUGUUGCUUGACAGCAUACAAAAGUGAAUGAUUUAAACAGCUUCAGUUGAGCUCAAAUUCUGUGAUACCACAAAUUCCCCCUCUAUGAGACACCUCAUAUGUAAGAUAGACAGGCAUUUCCACUGUUGAUUACUGUGUACAAAUAUACUGUCUGUACUUGACAAAUAGAAAACUUU
Messenger RNA from Plectropomus leopardus (leopard coralgrouper), 5125 nucleotides. It is a transcript of the gene ogdhl, whose product is annotated as oxoglutarate dehydrogenase L. Gene Ontology annotation, molecular function: thiamine pyrophosphate binding; oxoglutarate dehydrogenase (succinyl-transferring) activity. The record is from RefSeq and is a predicted model, not a curated record. Gene Ontology annotation, cellular component: mitochondrion; oxoglutarate dehydrogenase complex. Lineage: Eukaryota; Metazoa; Chordata; Actinopteri; Perciformes; Serranidae. Gene Ontology annotation, biological process: tricarboxylic acid cycle.